GUGACGUCAUCAGAUUACAUCUACGGAAGGGGAACUAGGCUCUUUUGCUCUUCACAGCGGAAGCGCUCCGGCUUCCGUCCCUGUCAGUGCGUGCUGGUCCUUAGCACGAAGGCAACAUAGACACAACCCUAUGAGAGAGACGACUCUAUAGCAGAAGCCUGGAGGACUGCUGCGGUUGGUCGUGGGAGCGCGGCUUGCAGUGAGAUUAUUGUGUAAACAUGAAAGAGCCCUCCAAGGUAUCAGAACCAAUCUCCUAUGAAAGGAUUGUACUGAAGAACACCUCUGAGUAUCACUAUCUGAAGAUUCAGUUAGUAUUUCAGGAGCAGGGCGUCAAGCUGUCUGCGGCUCAGUUCAAGUUAUUGGUCAUUUCAGCUUUAAAGGAAUUGCACGGAGAGGUGGGAGCCUCUUUCCCGUUGGACCUGUUAAAAUUUGAUGAAAAGACAUUGUGUGCCAUAGUGAGAAUCUGUAGCAGUGGUCUUGUGAAAUUGUGGACCUCUCUGACCCUGCUGGGACACUACCAGAAUCACGAGUGCAGCAUUCGUGUGAUACAGGCAUCCCCUUUCUUGCUGGCGCUAGCUGGUAACAGCAGAGAACUAGCUCUGGACUAGCGAUUUGUAAGGAUGUUCCGUCAUUUGGUCAC
Messenger RNA from Pseudophryne corroboree (corroboree frog), 640 nucleotides. RefSeq names its product ribonuclease P/MRP subunit p14 (gene RPP14). Gene Ontology annotation, cellular component: multimeric ribonuclease P complex; nucleolus. The record is from RefSeq and is a predicted model, not a curated record. Gene Ontology annotation, biological process: tRNA 5'-leader removal. Bases 219 to 608 code for a protein of 129 amino acids. Lineage: Eukaryota; Metazoa; Chordata; Amphibia; Anura; Myobatrachidae. The transcript has 6 exons. Gene Ontology annotation, molecular function: ribonuclease P activity; ribonuclease P RNA binding.